AUGACUAACAGUUUUGCGAAAAGGUUGAAAUUCCGAGAGUCACCUACUUUUCUGAAGGUUCAAGGUAUUGGUAACGGCAGCAUUACGUCAAACAAGUACGUUAAUGCCAACAUUCAACCGCGCCUACCUUCAAUAUCGUCAUUUGUUGAGAAUAUACAGUUCUACGUGCUACCACGGAUUACAAGAACGCUGCCGAUUAGUCCAGUCGAAAUCAAUUUCAGCCAUCUGUCUAGCGACCUUGUACUAGCGGAUCCAUCGUAUGGUAAACCGGGACCGAUUGAUAUGGUAAUUGGUGCUGAAGUAUAUUAUGACUUACUCGAAGCAGGCAAAAAGAGGUUAAGCGAAAGUGGCCCAACAUUGCAAGAAACUGUUUUUGGGUGGGUUAUCUCCGGACGAGUAUCUGAUCAAGCUCCCAGUCCAUUAACGACUACCUACGUUAGUUCCACUGUGGAUCUCCAAGAGUUAAUCGCUAGGUUAGAGGCCUGCAAGGUCAACAGCACUCACUCACUUGAAGAGACUGCAUGCGAAGAACUGUUUGAGCGCACUACCAUCCGCGAUGCUGAAGGGAAAUUUGUAGUAACACUGCCAAAACGGAAGUUAGAGAUUGUGGAGCUAGGAGAAUCGAGAGGCAUUGCGCAAAAGCGGUUUGCUAGUUUGGAGAGAAAACUCGACGCUAAUCCAGAAUUGAAGGCGAUGUAUGUUGAAUUCAUCCAUGAAUACCUGCUGUUGGGACAUAUGAAAGAAGUGGACGAUGAACUAUGCCAGGAGCCUGUAUACUAUUUGCCUCACCAUGCAGUAAUAAAGCCGGAGAGUACCACGACGAAGCUCCGUGUAGUUUUUGACGGUUCGUGUCGCACGUCAACCGGUGUCUCUUUGAACGAUGCGCUGAUGGUAGGGCCGGUCGUUCAGGACGACUUGUUCUCGAUUAUUUCCCGUUUCCGCUUCCAUCGCUUCGCUCUCGUUGCCGAUGUGGCCAAAAUGUACCGAAUGGUACGAGUUCAACCGCCAGAUCAACAUCUACAAAGGAUUUUAUGGAGAAAUUGUACAGAUCAACCCUUAAAAUCAUAUCAACUCACCACUGUCACAUAUGGAACUGCUAGUGCGCCGUAUCUCGCUACAAAAUGUCUUACGAAGCUGGGAGAACAUCGCCAGUCGUCACAUCCGCUCGCCUCCCGGGUAAUUCGAAAGGACUUUUAUGUCGAUGACAUGCUAUCGGGAGCUGACAGUAUCAAGGAAGCAAAUCAGCUGAUUGCAGAGGUGACGGAAGUAACAAAUUCUGCUGGGUUCACUCUCAAGAAGUGGAACUCAAAUGCUACUAAAUUACUGGCGAAACUUCCGAAACACCUACGUGAUGAUCGAUCUGCUCUGGAAUUCAACUCCUCUGAUUCCACGAUUAAGACGUUGGGACUACGAUGGGACACGUGUGCGGAUAGUUUUUGCUUCACUUUUCCGCAGUGGAGGUCUACCGCAUCAGCUAUCACCAAGCGAAGUGUUCAUUCCGAUGCUGCAUGCCUAUUUGAUCCAUUAGGACUGGUAGGACCAGUAGUAUUGCAGGCGAAGAUAUUUAUUCAGCAAUUGUGGCGAUUGAAGUGCCAUUGGGAUGAUCCGUUGGAUAAGCAGCUUCAGGCAAUAUGGCGCGAAUACAAGCAAAAUUUGUUGGCGUUGGAAUCUUUAUCCGUACCGCGUUGGAUCGGUUGCAGCCGUGAUUGGGCUCAGAUCCAGUUGCAUGGUUUCUGCGAUGCCCCCGAAGUUGCAUGCGGAGCAUGUUUGUAUAUACGGUGCAUAUCAUCAGAUGGAACAGUCUCGGUUUGCCUUGUUUUGUCGAAGUCCAGAGUUGCACCACUGGAAAACCUCAAAGCAAAGAAAAAGAAAAUAAGCAUCCCCAGUUUAGAAUUAUCUUCCGCCCUCCUGCUCAGCCACCUGUACGAGAGGUUUUUACGAAUUGCACCAGUUAAAAUCUCGUUCUUUUGGACAGACUCCAUGAUUGUCAAACACUGGCUGGCAUCACAGCCUUCCAGAUGGCAAAUUUUCAUUGCGAAUCGCGUAUCCGAGAUUCAACAUCUCACUAAAGAUGGCGCUUGGAAUCAUGUACCAGGUAUCGAGGACCCAGCAGACUUAAUCUCGCGAGGAAUGUCACCUGUCCAGUUGCAGUACCAACGGCUUUGGUUUGAGGGCCCGUGUUGGUUGUGUCAAGCUUCAAAUUGUUGGCCUCAAGACGUGGAAGGGACCCCUGCAGAGAUCGAGCCUGAGCUUCUAGAAGAACGAGCUACGUCCGCAUUCCCAACUCAAGUAUUUCAACUGAGUGAAAUUUUCAGCCUCAGAUCGUCGUACACAGAGCUCGUCCGAUUGGUAGCGUGGCUAUUGCGCUUCAGGCAUAAUUCUCAAGUCUGUCACCGACAACAUAGAAGGUUGGGAAAUCUUACGUACGGAGAGAUUGAGCAAGCCACACUUGCACUAGUGCGCUUGUCCCAGCAGGAAUGUUAUUCAGCUGAGCUACGAUGCUUGGAAAAGCAUGGCCAUGUUCAAGAAGGUUCUUCACUUCGAAGCCUGCAUCCGCAAAUGUCAAAUAACAAUGUGAUGUGUGUCGGCGGGCGAUUAUCCCACGCGUCCGUUCCAGAGUCUAGAAAGCAUCCAUUCAUCUUACACCACCAUCAUCCAUUAGCUACGUUAGUCAUGCGGCACUACCAUUUACGUUUGUUUCACGCUGGACAACAAUUGUUAGUUGCAUCUGUCCGAGAAAGAUUUUGGCCAACUGCUAUUCACAGCUUAGCCAGGAGAAUCAUCCAUGAGUGUGUCGAUUGCUUCAAGAACAAACCAAGGAUCUUAGAACAGCUUAUGGCUGAUCUCCCACCAGAACGAGUAACACCGUCAUCGCCAUUCUUAAAAGCUGGAGUAGACUACUGUGGCCCAUUCAUGAUCAGUUAUCCUAACCGUCGUGCCAGGCUAGUGAAAUGCUAUGUGGCAAUAUUUGUCUGUCUAGCUGUGAAGGCAGUCCAUUUAGAACUCGUAACUGACCUGACUACUGAGGCGUUUCUUGCAGCGCUAAAACGGUUUGUCGCUCGACGCAGGAAACCUCAACUUAUAAUGUGCGACAACGCUACUACGUUUGUUGGUGCCAAGAGAGAGUUGGCCGAGCUUCACCAUCUGUUUCGCAGCCAGCAGUUCCAAGAUUCAAUCGCAAAGCAAGCAGUAAAGGACGAUAUUGACUUACGGUUCAUUCCCCCUCGCUCACCAAACUUUGGUGGACUUUGGGAGGCGCAAAAGAAGUCAUUUAAAAAUCACUUCAGAAAAACCAUCGGACUGAGAACUCUUAACAUCGAUGAAAUGCAAACAGCACUUGCACAGAUCGAGGCAGUGUUAAACUCGCGUCCAAUGACACCGGUUAGCAGCGAUCCUAAUGACUUCGAGGCACUGACGCCUGGGCACUUCUUAGUGCAUCGUCCACUCACCACAAUUCCAGAGCCUGAUUUACAAGAAAUCCCUAUUAACCGACUGUCAAUGUGGCAACGAGCCCAGAGUGUAACACAGCAACUGUGGAAAAAAUGGAGCACACAGUUUUUAUCUGAUCUUCACAAUCGCACCAAGUGGACUAAAAAACGCGACAAUGUAGCAGUAGGAACGAUGGUCCUGCUCAAGGAUGAUAAUGCACCACCACUCAAAUGGAAGUUAGCACGUGUAACCAAGAUCUUCGCCGGUACAGAUGGCAACAUCAGGGUGGUCACUGUACGUACCAAGGACGGUUGUUUCGACAGGGGAAUAUCGAAAAUUUGCGUCCUCCCAAUCCGAGACAACAUCCAGCAAUCAACAGCAGACGGCCACUAA
Molecule: messenger RNA, 3822 nt
Organism: Wyeomyia smithii (pitcher-plant mosquito)
Lineage: Eukaryota; Metazoa; Arthropoda; Insecta; Diptera; Culicidae
Exons: 1
Coding region: 1-3822 (1273 amino acids)
Biological process (GO): DNA integration
Molecular function (GO): nucleic acid binding
Source: RefSeq, a predicted model, not a curated record